Molecule: messenger RNA, 1719 nt
Organism: Symbiodinium sp. CCMP2592
Lineage: Eukaryota; Dinophyceae; Suessiales; Symbiodiniaceae
Source: the annotation of a GenBank genome assembly
AUGAUCUUAGGGGAGACUCCGUUCCAACGGCACCUGCUGGCAUUGAGUGCAGAGUAUGAGCGGCUGGCUCUGGAGAACACCGAACUCAAGAAGGAGAUGCAGGGGACGCAGCUGUUUCAUCGGCUGCGACAUGAUCAUCAUGAUGCUCCACCCCUGCAGCCGGUGACUGCCUAUGUGGCGACUCCAUCAACCUCCCUGUCGUUGGACCUGCCUGGGGCAGUGCGGAAUGAGUGGAUUCCGAACGCUCUCAAGGAAGAGGGAUGCGACAAAGUGCCAAACGGCAGUCCUCGACGAAUCGGUUCGAAGAGCGGAGCAAGCAAGCUGAAGCGGCAGAACACAGGAAGUUUGAACAAAGUUCCCAUCGAUGAGGAGGAGUCCGAGGACAACUCAACUUUCUUGUUGCUUCUGGACGUCAUUCCAGCUUGUGUGAUCGUUCUCAGCGCUGCCAUUGCUGGGAUGAGCGCCGACAUAUGCCCAGACCAUGCAGUGUGGAAGGUGUUGGAAAUACUAUUCACGGUCUUCUUCAUUGGAGAGAUCGUGAUGAAGCUGAGGGUGUUCGGUUUCAGGGAGUACCUGCGUGGAGCAGAUUGGUAUUGGAGUUGGUUCGACAUCAUCUGUGUCGUUUUGGCCAUCGUGGACCUAAGCUUGACCUAUUCCAGCAUGGACCCGGCUGCCAGUUCUGGAUGCAAGGCCCCGCAAGAGAGUUCAUCAACAGAGGGCUCGGCAGCAGGAACUUUGGGGUCGCUCAAGAUGCUGAAGCUGGCUCGCUUGGGCCGAAUCGUUCGAUUGCUGAAGUUCAAGAUUUUCCAGGAGCUGAAGUUGAUGAUCCAAGGGGUCUUUACCGGCCUUCGCGUGCUGUUCUGGGCUGUCGUGUUGUUGGUCGGAUGCAUGUACCUCCUGGGCGUCAUCUCUCGGACCCUCUUCUCGGAGUUCGAAGAGUUCACAGAUGUCCCCUCAGCAAUGUUUACGGCUUUUCGCUGCUUUACGGAUGGCUGUGCGGCAUACGAUGGUACGCCUCUGCAAGAGAAGCUGCGAAAACAGAAAGGCCCGAUUUUCAUGUUUGCUUACAUUCUGCUGUUCUUGUUCGUUACAAUUGGAAUUUUCAACUUAAUCAUGGCUGUCUUCAUAGACAAUGUGACAGAUGGCAGCACGAAAAAAAGACAACGGCAAUUGGGCCAGAAUGCUCCAAGAACUGAGUGGGUCAUUGCGUCAGCACUGAGAGAGAUCAUCCUCACCAACUUAGUGCGCAAGCAGGUUGAGGACCAGGUGGCGGAAGAGGAGCGCAAUGGCGUUCCGGGUGGCCAACGGCGAGUGUCGAAGCUUCUGCAGGAACGUUUGCAGGCUCUUCAGGAGAUGUACGGCUACAAGCCCCACACGACGCAGGAGUACGAGGACUUCACUUGGCAGAUCCGCGAGGAGAUGGCAGAGCGGGAUAUCGUUGUCACCAAGGAGCAAUUCAACCAUUGGCUAUCAACAGAAAAGGAGCUGAUAUCAAGGUUGGAGGAGUCCGAGAUAGACAUGUCCUGCAAAUUUGAUCUUUUCGACGUUCUCGACGCUGACCUGAGUGGUGAGUUGGAGUUUGAGGAGAUGAUCGAUGGCCUGCUCAAAUGCCGCGGUCCGGCAUCAAAAACCGACAUCAUUGCCAUCAGGCUGAAAACCUCCUGGGCUGUGAAGUUGCUGACAAAGAUCUGUGAAAAACUCGGAAUUCAGGAUGACUGA